Messenger RNA from Homo sapiens (human), 1066 nucleotides. RefSeq names its product abhydrolase domain containing 14A (gene ABHD14A). The transcript has 5 exons. The record is from RefSeq and is marked validated. The coding region runs from base 73 to 888 and encodes 271 amino acids. Gene Ontology annotation, cellular component: membrane; cytoplasm. Lineage: Eukaryota; Metazoa; Chordata; Mammalia; Primates; Hominidae.
GCAGGCGCGCCGAGAUGGCCGCGCUCCUGGCCGCCUAGAGCCGGAGCGGCCCGCGGAGCUGCGGAGGCAGCCAUGGUCGGGGCGCUGUGCGGCUGCUGGUUCCGCCUGGGCGGGGCCCGCCCGCUCAUCCCGUUGGGCCCGACUGUGGUACAGACCUCCAUGAGCCGGUCCCAGGUAGCCCUGCUGGGCCUGAGUCUGCUGCUCAUGCUCCUACUGUAUGUGGGGCUGCCAGGCCCCCCUGAGCAGACUUCCUGCCUCUGGGGAGACCCCAAUGUCACAGUCCUGGCUGGUCUCACCCCUGGCAACUCGCCCAUCUUUUACCGCGAGGUGCUCCCACUCAACCAGGCACACAGGGUGGAGGUGGUGCUGCUUCAUGGAAAGGCCUUUAACUCUCACACGUGGGAGCAGCUGGGCACACUGCAGCUACUGUCACAGAGGGGCUACCGGGCCGUGGCCCUUGACCUUCCAGGUUUUGGGAACUCGGCACCUUCAAAGGAGGCAAGCACAGAGGCAGGGCGGGCAGCGCUGCUGGAGCGGGCGCUGCGGGACCUGGAGGUACAGAAUGCCGUGUUGGUGAGCCCCUCGCUGAGUGGCCACUAUGCCCUGCCCUUCCUGAUGCGAGGCCACCACCAGCUACAUGGAUUUGUGCCCAUCGCACCCACCUCCACCCAGAACUACACCCAGGAGCAAUUCUGGGCUGUGAAGACUCCAACCCUUAUCCUGUAUGGAGAGCUGGACCACAUCCUGGCUCGAGAGUCACUGCGGCAGCUCCGCCACCUGCCCAACCACUCUGUGGUGAAGCUACGCAAUGCAGGCCAUGCCUGUUACCUCCACAAGCCGCAAGACUUCCACCUUGUCCUGCUUGCCUUCCUUGACCAUCUACCUUGAACUAACCCACUCCCAGCUCCCAGCCUGGCAUGAGCUUGGACAGUCUGGACCGCCACCCUCCCUGAACCAGGGAGACAGCCUCUGGGAUUGGAGGCCAGAGGCCAGGGUCAGACCCAGCCAGGACUCCUCAUUUCAUCUCACAGACACAAUAAAAAAGCAUAUUUGUCCUGCCUGGGAA